ACUAUUUCUCUCUGAGGCGGACACGGGAUAUCUACUCCGGACUCCGUACGUACAAACAAUGGAGGGUCCAAGGCCGCAGUGUAAGGUAGCAUCCACUCCUUCCUGCUGUGUUCUAGAAACAUGGGCACACAAACAGGCACGCUGCAUCCAUAGAUGCGACUCCAACAACAGCCUCUGACUUUUGCCCAACGUACGUCAAUGGGGGCGCGAGACAGAUCUAAAUCAUGGUGUCAUUGGAGACCUUGUAUUUUUUACACUGACAUCCCCAGAUCGGGCUUAACGUCAAGGCUACGAAGGGCCCCAGAUAGGCGCCCGCGGCCAAGAACCAAAUCGGUGGAUGACAACCCACCACGCAGCGGGAUUCUCCACCUCAUCACCAGCCCUGCACUUCUUUUAGCGCCCUGCAGGCAACCUGAAAUGGACCACUCAGACGAUGCUUCGAAGCUUCGGUUCAGUCUUCCUUUCGGAUCCGGCAUUACAUCGCUCACCUCAUCAUCCAGUUUUACACUCCAACUGCGCGUGGUAUUCUUGGUUGUAGCCGUUGACUGGCUGCAGAACGCGUCUUCUCUGCGGUUUGUUCCAUUAGGCACAGAUAUUCCGACAGCUUGAUGCUACCUCAUGCCAGCCCUACAAUCGGCUUGCUGCCCGAGCUGCCUCACCCUAUGGAGGAUUCAGCAACCUGACCAUUUACCCAACAUUCUCCUCCUGGACAGCACGAGGUGUGCCGGCCAGCGCUUACACUGCUCUCAUAGCGUGCAGAAUUCUGGAUCCUCCUCACAUCGCACAGCAUUGUUUCGAAAUGCAAUGACCAAUCACGGGUGUACCAUGUUUCUCAU
Molecule: messenger RNA, 836 nt
Organism: Canariomyces notabilis
Lineage: Eukaryota; Fungi; Ascomycota; Sordariomycetes; Sordariales; Chaetomiaceae
Exons: 1
Coding region: 154-609 (151 amino acids)
Source: RefSeq, a predicted model, not a curated record